Parathielavia appendiculata is the source of this 3833-nucleotide messenger RNA. RefSeq lists its product as uncharacterized. Gene Ontology annotation, biological process: maturation of 5.8S rRNA from tricistronic rRNA transcript (SSU-rRNA, 5.8S rRNA, LSU-rRNA); maturation of LSU-rRNA from tricistronic rRNA transcript (SSU-rRNA, 5.8S rRNA, LSU-rRNA). The transcript is spliced from 2 exons. Bases 196 to 3633 code for a protein of 1145 amino acids. NCBI's taxonomy places the organism in Eukaryota, Fungi, Ascomycota, Sordariomycetes, Sordariales, Chaetomiaceae. Gene Ontology annotation, cellular component: nucleolus. The record is from RefSeq and is a predicted model, not a curated record.
AUCGAAUUUCCCAAGCUCCCAACUUUCAGCAAGCAGCGAGAUGUUCGUCGAGCUUGCAACCAAAGAUUCAGAUCCCUCAGGACCAUGAAUUCACUGCUCUGGUACCACAAACUGUACAUUCCUCGAUUGUGACUUCAGUGACGCCGUCAGAACUGAAUAUACGUUUAGCGAUCGACAUACAAAGAUCCUGGCGCAAUGGGGCACCGGGUCCCUCGUGGUCUGGAUGGCGGUGCCACGUCCCAGAAGAGACAGAAAGUCGUCCAUGAAGCACCAACAUCAGAAGAAGUCCAUGCCAGUAGACAGUUACAGCAAUUACUCUCCUUCAGUCAAGACCCAGCACGCGCACGACACGGCCUACAAUCAUUCAAACUCUUUCUUGACCAGCUACUCAACCAAGAUAGUAAGGAUGCCGACCGACCGAGGAUACUCAGGGACUACCUUCAGUCCACGAAACCCGCGGAUAAUGACGAGAACCCUGUCUACCUGCCGGACAUCAUGCAGACAUGGAGCUACGGCACCCAGAUCAACAAUGAAAACAUCAUGUCGGCCGUACCAGUUGUUCUUGCCCUUCUCCUGAAGCUGCUCUCGCAGUCCCUCGAGUCGGUUCCGUUCGGGCUGGGCAUUUGCCGAACCCUCUUACAGAAGCGCCAGCAGGAGCUUAUUGCUCGAAACUUGUCCGCCGACAAGGGAAAGUCAUUCAUCAUCUCCCCGACUCUCAGGAUGUUGACUGAGGCUGUCAUCUUUGACGGAGGCGCCAUCGCGAAGCCACUGUUCCGGGCAAGGGCGUCGAUGCUGAAGUCCUUGGCACGGAAUAUGGGCCUUGUCCAUAGAGGCGAUGAGGCUGAGGACACCAAGCGUCCGUCCGCCCGCACUAAUGCUGUCCUUUUCUUCCUCAGCGCCCUUAAGUUUCUCCAUCCAGAGGCGAAGAAGGAGCUGUUGUCGCAGAGGGACAUUGUUGCCGCCCUCACACGCGAUGUCAAGCAGGAUCCGCCGUACCUCGUCAAGGAGCUCCUAGAAGGGUUACGAGCUCAUGUGCUGCUAGACGACAAGCUCCCACGCGAGGCAAAAGCAUGUUUGCUGAACGCAUCAACGCUCACCCGCCUCUCAGCGCUCUACCAGUACCGACUGGACACCCCAGCAGACGACGAGCCUUCGAUAGCUGAUAUUGCCCACGAAUUUCUCAUGGCGGCAUGUACGAGCCCAGGUUGCGGUCUGCUGAGACAGGAUUCUGGUUUCUACCCAAGAGAACUUGAUCCGAACGUGCCCGUACCGACCGCUGUGGUUGACGAGUGGGGGUUGGAAGUCAUCGUUUGGAUGAACAAGUUCAGAACCGAGACUCCUGUUCGGAACCACGCCUUGUCAAAUUUCCUACCCAACUUACGGCCCUGGUCAAGCCUCAAGCAGAGCGAGUUGAUGAUCUCCAUCUUCAAGGCGGCCCCUGAGCUUGUGGCCCACUACUUCCUCAACAACAAAUCCUUUACAUUCGAACCGAAGCUGUCGGCGACCUGGACGGGUUACGCUGCUUUCCUGUUCCACACAGUUACGCUACCUAUUCCGGAUCACUUCUGCCGCGGACCGAACUUUCCGGCGCUCCCUCCGCCGACCUCGAUUGUCGUUGACAACAUUCUACCUCCCCCACUCAAUCCGAAGGCACUAUCUCGGAGUUUGGCAAGCAAAUCAAAUAUGAUCUCAUUUUUUGCAACUCGGAUACUGGUUGUUGCAUUGGAGAAGCUGGACGCCGCACUGAAGAUGCAUCGGGAUCCGUCUCAUGCGCACAAAACCGCCUGGGCAGAGGCCGCCCGCAGGCUGGUGGACGAGUUUCGCCAGCGAUGCCCCGGGCUCACAGAGAUGAUCAACGCGUACCGAUCAGUUCCCGAAGGCGAUAUUCUGCACCGCGAGGCCGCAAGUCGGCUGCUGCGCCUCUGCUACGAGGUUUUACCGCAACAUGCCCUGAUGGCCAAGUUCGACGUCUCCCCGUUUCUGGAGACCUCCCUCAGCCGCUUGUCGAGGCAGGAGCUGGAAGAUCCGAAAGAUUCUGCGCUGAGCGUGAAGGAGCUGGAAAAUCUGCUUUCCAUUGCUGGGUAUUCCCCCGGUAUGCGGUGGUUUGCCGCGCCGGAGGGUGUGUCGCUGUCCCCGUUUACCCGACUGCUGAAGGUGUGCGUCGAUGCUCCCCAUGGAGUCGCGCUGGGAACGAUUCGGGAGGUGCUGAACUUUGUGGCUGUAGAGGAGGGCCUGGUGCCACGUGUCGACGCACAUCCCGGGCUGCUUGCCCUGCUUGAAGCGUUACAGGUUCUUCGCCAAUCAUACCCAGAUUCCAUCACGCACGUCUGGCCGUUCUUGGACAACUGCCUCGCGCGCUAUGCAAAUUCCCCUGUUAAGUACGUCGAAAAAUUCUACGCUAUGAAAGACGAGGCGGCUGAGCCGGCGGUUCAGGGCCUUACGUCAGCAGACGUGAGCCUGGCUACAAUAGCCAUGCUGGAGCAGCUACCGUUUGCCGCGGCAAAAGAAGGAAACCAGCACACUCUUAAGGCGCUUGGCCGCUUUUUGCCGAGUUUUCUGGGUUAUUUGGCUGCCGCUGGGGAGAGCAAAUCACUGCUCGAUCUUGUAUUCUCCAAGAUGGUCCCCUAUCUUCCCGACAGUAAGAAAAAGGUCAAGGCUGGUGGUGUUCCAGAGGGACUGGAAUUCCAACACAAUCCCUGGCCGUCGGCGAAAGCGAUCGAGGCUGGGAAAGCCAGCAGCACGGAAGCUCCUCAGGAAGAAGGAAAGUCGAGUCCGGCCAUAGAUGCGAAGGCUUUGGAAAACAUGCUUCAUGCUCCAGACGGGCUGGAAGCGGACAACUCGGCUUUAGUCAGGUGGUCUUCGAAAACCGUGGACGAGCUCGUCGACGACGGCUAUCUGAAAUCCCUCAUUGCGCUCCUUGCGUCGGAGCAUGCCAGCAUACGAAAAGAAGCACUCGUUAACAUCCGGAAGGCAGCGGCCAAGAUCAAGGAGUCAGAGUACGAAGAGAAAGAGCAGAUCUGGCUGCUUCUCAUGGAACUUGCCGAGACGGCGGCGGACAACAUUAACGACCGGCCGCUGCCUAGUCCGACCUCCGCGUUCGCUUGCCAUGCGAUCGAUGUACUGAGGGAUCCUCUCUCCUGCCUCUAUCCGAAGGUCAACAUGUUUCUCGUGCGUGGGCCGUCUUGGAGCCCUGACAAGAUACACCUUGUGGACGACAUCUUGGAGGGCGACCCCAUGGUGCCGAACACGUACUACACGCAAACAAAUUGGCUGCUCGGGUAUCUGAUAGACGGAUUGCGAACCAAACACGACCUCGAGCUGUUCCAUAAAAAACGCACGAUGGGCCCAUUACUUGAGCAUAUCCUUGUCUCGGCGACGAACCCGUACAUGAGGUGGCCGCUCAAGCUGCAGGUGCUACGGUUGCUGUACCGAGCUACAUGCAUCGAGGGAGGUAGCACGACGCUGACGACGAGAUUUGGGAUUAUGAGCUGGCUCGAGGCGACACAGGCGGGUUGCACCGAUGCCAGCGAGGCGGCCGUCUACGAGACCUUGCGCAAGAGGAUAUGGGAGACGUCCGACCAGGACAGGGUCAGGGCUUGGAGUAGAGAAGGGUUGAACGGUCCGAGCUGGUAGCUGAUGCUGGACCUCACUGUUGUUUCCUUGAAACCUGCUGAGUUUCAGUCAAACUCGAGAGCGUGGAAGCGUUGCGUUGUGUUCCACACAACGCACAUCGGACUCUGCGGAGAACAACCUUGGAAGGGGCAUAUAGAAAGAGAGGAAACAAAAACGAUACCCUAAUGAAAAUGGCUAGUGAACUAAAAAUCCACAGGCUU